GGGGGCUGGGAGUCAGGACUCCUGGGUUCUAUCCCCAGCUCUGCCUCGAUCUGCUGUGCCCCGUGUAACUGCCGUGCGCCCGCCCUUGCUCCCACAGUGCAGCAUGAGUGCAUCCCACAGGCCAUCCUGGGCAUGGACGUGCUGUGCCAGGCCAAGUCGGGCAUGGGCAAGACGGCCGUCUUCGUGCUGGCCACGCUGCAGCAAAUCGAGCCGGUGGAUGGACAGGUGUCGGUGCUGGUGAUGUGCCACACGCGGGAGCUGGCGUUCCAGAUCAGCAAGGAGUACGAACGCUUCUCCAAGUACAUGCCCAGCGUCAAGGUGGGGGUGUUCUUCGGGGGCCUGUCUAUCAAGAAGGACGAGGAGGUGCUGAAGAAGAACUGCCCCCACAUCGUGGUGGGGACCCCGGGGCGCAUCCUGGCCCUGGUGCGCAACAAGAGCCUCAACCUGCGCAGCGUCAAACACUUCGUGCUGGACGAGUGCGACAAGAUGCUGGAGCAGCUUGACAUGCGGCGGGACGUGCAGGAGAUCUUCCGGCUGACGCCCCACGAGAAGCAGUGCAUGAUGUUCAGUGCCACCCUCAGCAAGGAGAUCCGACCUGUCUGCAGGAAGUUCAUGCAGGACCCCAUGGAGGUGUUCGUGGACGACGAGACCAAGCUGACGCUGCACGGCCUGCAGCAGUACUACGUCAAGCUGAAGGACAGCGAGAAGAACCGCAAGCUCUUCGACCUGCUCGACGUGCUGGAGUUCAACCAGGUGGUGAUCUUCGUCAAGUCGGUGCAGCGCUGCAUGGCACUGGCCCAGCUGCUGGUGGAGCAGAACUUCCCGGCCAUCGCCAUCCACCGGGGCAUGUCGCAGGAGGAGAGGCUGUCCCGGUACCAGCAGUUCAAGGAUUUCCAGCGCCGCAUCCUGGUGGCCACCAACCUGUUCGGGCGGGGGAUGGACAUUGAGCGUGUCAACAUCGUCUUCAACUACGACAUGCCCGAGGACUCGGACACCUACCUGCACCGGGUGGCGCGUGCCGGGCGCUUUGGCACCAAGGGCCUGGCCAUCACCUUCGUGUCGGACGAGGGCGACGCCAAGAUCCUCAACGAGGUGCAGGAUCGCUUCGAGGUGAACGUGGCUGAGCUGCCCGAGGAGAUCGACAUUUCCACGUACAUUGAACAGAGCCGAUAACCGGAUUGGACCCCCCUGCCCAGAACCAGCCCGGCUGCUCUUUUUAACCCUUUGUAAGCCAGAUCACGGGUAUUUCAUUUUUUAUGCAGUUUUUAAACCUGUAGAUGUGUGUGUAAGAGUGUCUCAAAUAAACUUUUUAUUACCAAGUG
Terrapene triunguis (Three-toed box turtle) is the source of this 1322-nucleotide messenger RNA. RefSeq names its product ATP-dependent RNA helicase DDX39A. The annotation marks the transcript as partial. Gene Ontology annotation, molecular function: RNA binding; RNA helicase activity; ATP binding. The transcript has 9 exons. The record is from RefSeq and is a predicted model, not a curated record. NCBI's taxonomy places the organism in Eukaryota, Metazoa, Chordata, Testudines, Emydidae. Gene Ontology annotation, biological process: mRNA export from nucleus; mRNA splicing, via spliceosome.